AAUGACACAGGAAAUCGUGUCAUCAAUGUCAUAGGCUACGGUCGCCUUGAGAAGAUCAUACUUUGCAACUUGGAUGGCAAGGCCAUAUGGGGGACUCACCAGAAUUCCCUCCACAUCCUCGCAGUUAUUGCACCCUGUUAUACAGAUGGACGUGAUGCUUCACAAAUCCUUGUGGAGUAUAAGAAAUUCCUGCCAAUCAUUGUUAGCGAUGUAUGCAAUAUAAAAGCCGCAGUGGGCCGAGUUAAUACUCGCAGAAGGUGGGGUAUCAUAGAUCGUACCAUCAAUGCUGCCUGUGCAUCAUUUGCAGAUGUGGAUGAGUACAACGAAGAUUAUAUUUCAGACGAGGACACAUAG
Suillus paluster is the source of this 354-nucleotide messenger RNA. RefSeq lists its product as uncharacterized. Lineage: Eukaryota; Fungi; Basidiomycota; Agaricomycetes; Boletales; Suillaceae. The annotation marks the transcript as partial. The record is from RefSeq and is a predicted model, not a curated record. The transcript has a single exon.